Messenger RNA from Paramuricea clavata, 474 nucleotides. Lineage: Eukaryota; Metazoa; Cnidaria; Anthozoa; Malacalcyonacea; Plexauridae. The record is from the annotation of a GenBank genome assembly.
AUGAGCUUGAUACUCUCCGAUUUAGACUUGACAAUAAAUAUGAUGACCAGAUCAGCCUCUUCAUUACAAAUUGACAACAAACUAUUGCAAACUCUCAUUCAUUCAGCAAACUUAUUAGGUGAGGCGGACAAAGAUAUCUAUCAUUGCUACUGCGUAGGGAGAAUUUUUUCAGGAGAGCGUGGUAGACCAAAGUACAACAUUUCUAGAGAGCAGUUAGAGUUGUAUUUGCAUUACGGUUUUUCACUUGGCAAAAUCAGCGAAAUGCUUUUCGUCAGCACGAAGACCGCCAGGCGUAGAAUUGAAGAGUUCAAUAUAAAAUCCAUGGCUUUCUCUGACUUGAGCAAUGAGGACCUAGACACUGUAGUAUCGGAAAUAAUGAGAAUUUCCAAACUGUGGCUCCAAGCGUAUGUCGGGCUUUCUGCUGGCCAGAGGUCUUCGAAUUCAACAGGCGAGAGUACGCGAAGCACUACGUAG